UCAGCCUCACCGCACUAUGCGGAGGGUUUACACUUUGAAGUCUCCCUCCACUCAUUCAUUAAGUUGUCUCUGCAAACUCUGUUGAGCAGCCUGCGUGGCAGCGCAGCACACACACACACACACACACACACCCACACACCCACACACAGCGAGAGAGAGAGAGAGAGAGAGAGAGCGAGAGAGAGAGACUCGAGGGAGGGGGUCUGUCUGUCGGUGUGCGGAGUUGCACAACAACACGGAGGAUCACUGUAACUGUAACUCGUGGAAACUGUUCAAAGAUUUCAAAUAAGCAGGACGUUUGUGACCCCUCUUCAGCAGUGGGCGGGUGUGAUGCCACCAUGGAAGCACAGAACAACAACCAGCCCAACUUAGACAACCACAACAAUCUGUACAAGAUAACUGGUCAGGAGGAUCAGAAAAACAUGCCCAGCUGUAAGUACUGCUGCACUCUGGCAAACUUCCGCAUUGAGAAGAAGAUUGGUCGGGGCCAGUUCAGUGAGGUCUAUAAAGCCACCUACCUGCUGGAGCGACAGCUGGUUGCACUCAAGAAAGUCCAGAUCUUUGAAAUGAUGGAUGCCAAGGCUCGUCAGGACUGCAUCAAAGAGAUCGACCUGCUGAAGCAGCUGAAUCACCCCAAUGUGAUCAAAUACCUCGACUCCUUCAUCGAAGACAAUGAGCUCAACAUUGUUCUGGAGCUGGCGGACGCUGGAGAUCUGUCCCAGAUGAUAAAGUACUUCAAGAAGAAGCAGCGGCUCAUCCCAGAGCGGACCAUAUGGAAGUAUUUCGUGCAGCUGUGCAGUGCUGUGGAGCACAUGCAUUCACGCAGAGUGAUGCACCGAGAUAUUAAACCAGCCAACGUGUUCAUAACAGCCACAGGGGAGGUGAAGCUGGGUGACCUGGGGUUAGGCCGCUUCUUCAGCUCUAAAACCACUGCAGCUCAUUCCUUAGUGGGGACUCCUUACUACAUGUCACCGGAGAGGAUCCAUGAGAACGGAUACAAUUUUAAAUCAGACAUCUGGUCCCUGGGAUGUCUCCUGUACGAGAUGGCGGCUCUGCAGAGUCCAUUUUAUGGGGACAAGAUGAACCUCCUCUCUCUCUGCCAGAAGAUCGAGCGGUGUGACUACCCUCCCCUCCCCCCCGACCACUACUCUGAGAAGCUGCGGAACCUGGUGAGCAUGUGCAUCAACCCGGACCCAGACCAGCGGCCGGACAUUGUCUUCGUGCUGCAGAUCGCCAAACAGAUCCACAUGUGGACUUCCAGCACCUGAGCGCCACCCGUGCUCCGAGCGGGCCUCUUCUCUGCUCAGUGUGAGGACCUGAAACCAGCGGACGUAAAGCUCCGCCCGGUCUGGCAGAACAGUGUUUGUUACCCUCGUCCCGACAGGAGGAAACGGUGAAAAGACUCGCACCGGUGGACGGUCUACUGUCAUGGAGGACGUGAAGAGAUGCGUUAGUGGUGCAGCACUGGAGGGAAGUUUAUGACACCACUCUGGUUGGUUUAAAGGGGUGACUGCACUGAUGGCCUGUUCUUCAGCUGAGGACAGAGAGCUGCAUCUCACCUCCACCACACAGGCUUUUCCUCCAUCACUCCACUGGGGUUGCAUUCCAUGUUCACGCUCUGUGUUUCAGGUGAAGUACGCAGUGGAGCUGGGAGAUUUGAAUAUUACUCAUCUAUCAUUUAUCAUUGUAAUCAUAUCAUACGUUGUUUUAUAAUUUAGGGGUCUAAAGGGACAAUUAGUAAAUACUUAUUAGCAAAUAGUCACAUGCCUCUGAGAGAGACUGCUCUGUCUAUAUGUUUACAUCAGUCUGGUGUGAUGCAGGUGAGUCAGCUUCACAUGAUACUGUACAUUUAUGUCAGUGUGUCGGUGGUGGGUGAACUUUUCUAGGCCCAGUAUCUAAAGAGCAUCUUUUCAUUUUCUCAUUAUACAGCUCAGCGCCUGUUUGCUCUGCUUGACGGCGUGAGCUCCAGCUUUUUCUCCAGCUUUUAGCAUUUUCCACAGCUUACAACCACCCCAUACAUAAAUGUAAUAUAUGCUUUUCCAUAUAUAAAAUAAAUGCACAUAUUUAAUAAAAACAUGUAUGUAAAAGCUAUAUAUAAAACUAUUCAUAUAUUGACAUAUAUGUUUAGCCCAUACAAUUAUGUGUAUGCAUGUUUAUGUCUGUAUGCUUAUAUUUCAGGCAUAUGUUACAUAGAUAUAUAUCCAUCCCAAAGUCUGUCAGUAUAUGUUCAUAUUAUAUACAGUAGGGUCCAAAAGUCUGAGACCACUGUCCCUGAAUGGAGAGAUCGACAUGUUUGAGAAAUUAAUAAGAAAUGUGUUUAGAGAAUUUUUAUAUGUAUGUUGUUUUAAUAAACCUGCAUAUUUUAAAUAAUAAAAAAUAAAAAUAAAAAUACUGUACAUUGUUAACAUAUAUGGUCACAAAAUGUGAUACCAUAUAAAAAAUCAUCAUAGAUAAUUUAAUAUAUGUACAUAUGCAAAUUUUACUAUGGGUAUUUCAUAUACUGUAUGUUAUAAACUUAUAUCUUCUAUCCAGAGGAUGUUUAUAUGUGAUAAUAAUAUAUCCGCUUGGGAGUGUCAUAUAUAGCCACGUCAAUCUUGAUAUAUAUAUAUAUAUAUAUAUAGGGACAUACAGUAUAUAUCAUAUAUUACAUUUCUGUGUGAGACAUGUCAUGAUCUCCAUUAGCAGAUGAAGUUUGCUCAGUUGUCAAUGACAACUAUCUCAACUGAGUAAACUAGUGUUCAUGUUGUCAUCUGUUUUAGAUUUAGUGUUAGUCCUAGACCUGAGAUCAAAACUCUCCGUGAGGUUCAGUCAUAUUUAGUCAACUUCAUCCUUUUUAGUCCGUUUUCAAUUUAAACUCUGGACGUUUUAGUUUUUCUGUCUUUAUAAGAUCAGUUGACAAAAAUGUUUAAGUCAAGACCAAGAAGAAGAUUAAAAAGAAUUUCAGUCAAACUUCAGCAAACUGCUUUCAAAUAAGAUUUGAUGCAAAUGAUUCUAUGCUAAAAGAAAAUGAAAGUGAAUAUAAGCCACUAAUUGACAGGUGUUGUUGUUAAGACCGGAGCUCUGCAGAGAGGACAGACUGCUCCGAGGUUUUUCAGUUUUCAUUUUUCAUCCAGACACUAAAGAGGAUAAAACAAUGAAGUCAACAAAGUUCCAACGCGACCAAAUCCAGUGCAACCCAACUCUUACAAUACAAGCCAAUCAGUGGUUUGAUCUUAGCUUCCUGUUUGAUGACACAAAGCCUUGACAAAAUAAAAGCCCUGUAAUAAAUCCUACACUCAUGAUA
Seriola aureovittata is the source of this 3283-nucleotide messenger RNA. It is a transcript of the gene nek6, whose product is annotated as NIMA-related kinase 6. Lineage: Eukaryota; Metazoa; Chordata; Actinopteri; Carangiformes; Carangidae. The record is from RefSeq and is a predicted model, not a curated record. Gene Ontology annotation, biological process: protein phosphorylation. The coding region runs from base 339 to 1268 and encodes 309 amino acids. Gene Ontology annotation, molecular function: protein kinase activity; ATP binding. The transcript is spliced from 10 exons.